This is a messenger RNA of Lates calcarifer (barramundi perch), 3412 nucleotides long. RefSeq names its product LIM homeobox 5 (gene lhx5). The record is from RefSeq and is a predicted model, not a curated record. Gene Ontology annotation, biological process: regulation of transcription by RNA polymerase II; neuron differentiation. Gene Ontology annotation, molecular function: RNA polymerase II transcription regulatory region sequence-specific DNA binding; DNA-binding transcription factor activity, RNA polymerase II-specific. Gene Ontology annotation, cellular component: nucleus. Lineage: Eukaryota; Metazoa; Chordata; Actinopteri; Centropomidae.
GUGGCGACGUGAGGUGAGCCCGAAGGAAAUGACUGGACCCAAAACAAAGCACGAGCGAGGGAUAAAGUAUUACAAAACAAACAGGUUUGAAUAAUGAUGUUUUAACAGUGUGUUCGUAAGAAAACAUGUCUGGUUUGUCCAUCACGCAGUCCAUCAGCUGGCGCGGCUGAAAUCUCUGCUCCUCUCCUCUGGAUUGUGGAUUGUGACAAGUGCCAGGACAGCAGCCAAACAGGACCAGGACUACAACAGUUCCCGGGGACUUGUCACUCCGCUACCUUUGAACGGGAGGCUCCUUCCAGUUUUCGCCUGACAGCACACCUCCCGGAGCCAAGACGUUGUUCCGCGUAGACCCGGGCAGUCCGAGCAGCUCAGUCCGUGUGGGAAGGUCGGCACUCGGCGUCCUGCAGGCCGGAGACAUGAUGGUCCACUGUGCCGGGUGCGAACGGCCCAUCCUGGACCGGUUCCUCCUCAACGUACUGGACAGAGCCUGGCACGCCAAGUGCGUCCAGUGCUGUGACUGCAACUGCAACCUCACCGAGAAGUGUUUCUCCAGGGACGGGAAGCUCUAUUGCAAAAUGGACUUUUUCAGGCGGUUUGGCACAAAGUGCGCGGGCUGUCUGCAGGGAAUCUCGCCAAACGACUUGGUCCGCAAAGCCCGCAGCAAGGUGUUUCAUCUCAACUGCUUCACCUGCAUGGUGUGUAACAAGCAGCUGUCCACGGGAGAGGAGCUCUACGUGAUAGACGAGAACAAGUUUGUUUGCAAAGAAGAUUAUUUGAGCUCCGGGGCCAUUAAGGAAGUCAACCUGAACUCAGUGUCGUCGUGUACAGACAGGAGUUUAUCGCCGGAUCUGGCGGACCCAAUACAGGACGACAUAAAGGAGACGGACAAUUCAACGUCCUCAGAUAAGGAAACGAACAAUAUUGAGAACGAGGAGCAGAACUCGGGGACCAAAAGGCGGGGGCCCCGGACCACCAUCAAGGCCAAGCAGCUGGAAACGUUAAAGGCCGCGUUUGUCGCCACGCCGAAACCGACCCGGCACAUCCGAGAGCAGCUGGCCCAGGAAACGGGACUAAACAUGCGGGUCAUCCAGGUUUGGUUCCAGAACCGAAGAUCCAAAGAGCGACGGAUGAAGCAGCUGAGUGCUCUCGGGGCCCGGCGGCAUGCCUUUUUCAGGGGCCCAAGGAGGAUGAGGCCCCUGGGAGGCAGGCUGGAAGAUCCAGACAUUUUGGGGCCUGGGGCCUAUGGUUACUAUGGAGAAUACCAAGGUGACUAUUACGGACCAGGGAGUAACUACGACUUCUUCCCCCAUGGCCCUCCAUCCUCACAGGCUCAGUCUCCAGCCGAGUCCCCCUACAUCCUGGGCUCUGGGCCCGGAGCCAUGGAGGGGUCAGGCCACCACCCUUCAGAUGACCAAAGGUUCACGGACAUGAUCUCCCAUGCAGAAACCCCCAGUCCGGAGCCAGGCUUACCGAGCUCCCUGCAGCCUGUCCCUGGGGAUGCAUAUGGGGGCGGACCAAGUCCUCCUUUCUCCUUGGCCAGUAACUCCAGUUACAGCGCUCCUAUGUCCCACCAAGGCCAAGAGAUGGGAGAAACCACAGCCUGGUAAAGGACAAACCACAGGGACUAUUCCUGGGCUGAAUGUCAGCCUAGUUAAUUCAGGAGAUGAAUGGAAAAAACCCACAUUGUGGAGUGAAACAUACUGCUGAAAUUUCUAUGGAGGACUUUUUAAAUCACAGACUGAUUUUGACAAUUGACGAACUGAUGGACAUGGAAAUGAAAUCAAGAAUGGGAUAGCUUAUUGGAAAAAGUAAUAUUUGCUGCCCAGUAGACACUCCAAAGCAUAUCCCUUCCUGGAUUACUGGACUUGAACUAUUACAAAAAAGAUUGCGAUUCUAUCCAGCAAAAAUGCUUCUCGCCUUCCCCUUACUGUUAACGAAGGUAUCUUCUAAUGUUCUAGAACACAUUAGAGAGAAAAUGCCAAAGGGGACAUCUUUAGUUGUCUUAAUUUCUCACCACAUUUUUUUUUUUAACAACGUUGCUUCAAAGCAAUAUUAGUUUUCCAUUCUGUUGCUCUCUAUGCCUGUCUUUACUGCUAAGUUGCCACUCUACCCUCAACAUUAAAAAGACAAAGGACCAGGUUUAAUACAUGCUUUAAUGUUCAUAUACAAAUACAUAUAUGGCAAUCAAGACAGGAUAUCUUUAUUCAAAAAUGUUGCGCAUUUCAAACUUUCUUUUGUGUAAGACAAUAUGUCAAAAGCUGCUGCUUGAGGGAAACUGUAUACCCACACACACACACACAUACACACACACACACCUCUGGCAUUGACUUUCUCUAGCACACAACUUAGCUAUAAGUCCCUUAAUGCACAAAAAAUCGUUCUUGAUCAUAGCUUGAAAGAAGGAUGUCUAUAACAUUAUUCAAAACACGGACACAAUUAUACAGACACUUGUACCCACACACACACACGCACACACACACACACACACACACACACAAAUCUCACACCCAUCCAGGCGGCCCUGAUAGUUCUGCUCCGCACACUGCUUCACCUGACCUUCCUUUUGUUACUGUCCCUUUUAAAAAACAUGUUUUAAUGGAAAUGAUUUUCAAAAGAACAUUGAACCCAUAAUGGAGAAUCUCCUUCAACAGCUGAGGUCUCCUUCCUCUAAAGAGAGAAAACAAAAGAGGGGGCAGACAACAUCUGUGACAUUACCAGUCUGCUCUGAAGCUCUUGUUGCCAUCUAGUGGCCACCUUUUUAACACACACAAAAUUAAAAACACUAAACACUAAAAACAGUAGAGUCCGGUAUAUGAACAUAUUUGAACAUUUUUGCUCUGUGGAGGAUAAACUCUCUCUCUCUCUCUUUCUCUCUCUUUUUUUCUAAAUAAUGCCAGUAGAUAAUUCUGCAGUUUCAGGGCCAAGUGUCAUCAGGACUCCUAUAUGAAAAGCCAACACAAUAUUUUCAUCUCCCCUUAUGACUCUUCCACUGAAAUGUUACACACAACACAAGUUAGCUGAUAUUAUUCAACACAAAACCUCCAAUAAUCCCUAAUUUGAAAUCCAUUUAGCCUUCACUCUUUCACCUCUGUCUCAUCAUGCACAACAUGUCUUACACCAAACACAUGUACACAAAACACUUGUGAUGCUGUUUGUCCACGAUGAGUUAGCUCUACUUGAAUAUUGUUUGGAUUUAAUUUGCAUUUCCUUUGGACAUUGUAUAAGAUCUAGAAAGAAUGUGUCUUAUUUCUGAUGUACUGAGAUAUUCUUGGAUACAAAAGUGAGUGUGUGAGUGUGUGUGCCUGAAUGCUUGGUGGUGUGUGUAUGCUUGCUCAUGUGUGCGUGUGUAUGUGCAUUUAUGCACAUUUUGGGGGGGGCGGGGGGGCAAAGGGGCAAGGCUGUAUUAUUUCUA